Messenger RNA from Anopheles arabiensis, 6206 nucleotides. Its product is annotated as AF4/FMR2 family member lilli. Lineage: Eukaryota; Metazoa; Arthropoda; Insecta; Diptera; Culicidae. The record is from RefSeq and is a predicted model, not a curated record.
GUGUUGGCACAAGCUUCUCCCAGUCAGGGCGACCAGGCCCCCAUUCGUUCGCUGUAAGUCGGUUCGAGCGGAACGUGCAACCGGCUGUCCGAUUCGAAAAACACGCACCCCUAAACCGUGCACAUGUGUCCCGUCCAGCUGGCUCGGCUGUGGUGGAGGAGUGUUACUAUCUCUCCAUAAGGUGACUAUCAGACGUGUCCGAAGUAGCGGUGCAACUGUUCCAAAUCAGCAUCAUCCCCCAAGUGCAUCCUCGCGGCAGCACCCAAAGCCCUCCAAUUUGCCUCGUGCCAGUGUGCCUUUUCUAGCGUGCGUUUCGGUGUGUGCAGUGUAUGUGUCUGUGCAUUGAAAAAGGGGGCGUUUGUGCAACGAAAGGGAAACCACCGAAUCUUAGCAAAAGCGCCCGUGUCUCGAGACGAAGGCUGCAAACUUGAUUCCAGCGUCUGUGAAGGCAGCCAUACUCCUUCUUGCGUCCCAGCCAGUGUGUGCCAGGUUUGAUGUGCCCCAAGUCCUCCCCCCGCCCCGAAAGGUGUGUUUGCAAAUUUUCGAUCUCGAGCCUCGAUCCACCCCCCAAUUAUCUGUGUACGUGUGUGUCUGUUGGGUAUGUGUAUAUACGUUCGACUAGCGUACGUGUGUUUGUGGUGAUGGUGGUCCAGUGAAAUGAGGGUGCAGCAUAACACAUAUGUGAAACAGGUCUGCCCGUUCUUCGUACCGUACCCGUACAGCCUGGCCGGGCACGGUGGCCUGUUGGUGCCUAUCAAGAUUGUGGCCAUUUGACCCGGUGACGGCACGACACGAGUGGAGUCGAAGCAACAACAACAAAAAAUAACGCCCGGGUGCCUUCUAAUUGAAUUUAAGUUUCGCGAAGGGUUUUAUGUUAAGUGGGGUAAGCAAAGGCGCAACAACGAAAAAAAGCAAAAGGGGUAGCAAGUGUUUUGUCACAGGUGCCCGUGUGUUUUAACAUUAAAAAGUUCAAAGGCGAAUCCUAACAAAAGGGUGUCCCAUAUCGGUACCCUGUGCUGUGGUUUUUGUGCUGUGUCUGUGUAAGGGUAGUUGCUGCCGAUUCGUAGAGUUUGUUCAAGAAUCCUCUGCAAAAGCUGUAGUAUCAUCGAAAUACUCGUAUUCGGAAUUGUUAAUAAAGUGACGGUAGUUCUACAAUGUACUUAAGCAGAACUUUUUGUCACUCAUUUGAACUCUAGCGCUAAGAGACAGAUACCGUGAUCCUUAAAAAAUUGAAUUGUUCGUUAAAGUGUGCGAGAAAGCCAAACUAGUAGUCAACAGAGUGGCAGUAAGCGAUCGAUCGUACCAAUCAUGGCAGCUGUAGUGUAUGGAAAUAGUCCGCGGCAUAGCAGUCGUCACCAUCAGGGUCAUCUGCUGUCCCAACACUCGCCGUACCACACGCAGUCAUCGAACGCCGGCCAGCAUCACUCACUGCCACCGCCGCCCGGUCACCAUUCCUCCCAUCACACGCUGUCGUCCGUGUCGCCACCGUCGCAGAUCAUCACACCACCCACCUCGUACCUUUCUACCGCCACGACUGCCAUCUCCUCGCAGCAGCAGCAACAGUCAUCCGUGCAGCAGCAAUCUCAACCGGCCUACUAUCACCAUCACCACUCACAGUCGGUAUCGCUGCCGCCGCAGCAUGCGCAAACACUCAGCAGCUACCAUCAGCUGCGCAGCUCGAAAAGAAAGUCAGCGGUCGAGCUGCUGGCAGAAAGCAAACCGUUCUACGUCAAGUCAGAAACCGUCCUCGAUCGUCAGCAGCAGUUGCUGAACAAGCGUUCGAGUGCGGGUGGUGGUAGUGGCAGCGGUGGUGGUAGUGGUGGAAGCAGUGGGGGUGGAGGAGGUGGCUCGCAGCAGAGUAGGAGUGAUGGUGCACAGUGCGGCAGUACGGGCACACUCAGCGGAUCGUACAUGGUAUCGCCCUCGAGAACACUACCAUCGUCCGCCGUUAGCCAGGCACUGCAACAGCAGGUGCAACAGCAGCAGCAACAGCAACAGCAACGAUCAACCAACCGAAGAAGUGCUUCCUCCGGUUCGGAUCUGCUGCAGACCAAGCUGCGCAAGCUGCUCAACGCGGCCGACAGCAAAGAGACAAUAAUGCCCCCGGCCGGCGACGUGGGCCUGAUCAAUUCUAAAUACGGCCAGCCGCUCGAAACGAGCUACAUCGGCACGGGAAUGGUCGGUGGGGGUGGUGGUGGUGGCAGCCUGGACGAUAUCGGCUACAUUCAGCCGCCGAAAAACUACCAGCAGCAGCUGACCGUCCACCCGGAGCAGCCAAGCGACGUGUCCGUGUUCUUCCCAAGUGCGUUCUUAUCGCCGCAGUCCCUGCCACCGCACCCGGGCGGCGAUGACGAUCUCUAUCUGUACGGCGGGCUGCACGACAGUCUGGUGCUGACCGAUGACUACCGUGCCAUCAGUCCACCGGCUGAGUACGCCGAGCAGCAGCAACAGCAGCAACAACAGCAGCAGCACGGUGGUUCCCCUGAGGGUAAACAUUCGAUGGGAGGCGGCCACAGCCGCUACAACUACCAACGAUCGUACUCGCACUCGCAGGCCGUGGUGCCGGGCUCCGGGCAUCAUCCGACCGACGAGUCGGACUACUCCCCAACGCAAUCGUACAACAUCAACAGCCACAAGUCGCUGCCGGACCUGCACUCACAGAGCAGCCGCCAUUCGCCACACUCGGAGGCGCUCAGCUGCUGCAGCCGGGGCAAUCGGUCGAACCGUUCCGGCAGCUCCUUCAACCGUGACUCGGGCGGUUCCUCGGGUCACUACACGCACCACAGCGAACCGUGCUGCAAGCAGCAGCAGCAGCAACAGCAGCAACAGCAACAACAUUCACAGCAGCACCAAUCAAGCCAUCACCAGCUGUCCCAUCUUCCACACUCCCAAAUGAUGAUGCAGCAGCAGCAGCAGCAGCAUCAUUCACAGCAACAGCACUACCAGCAGCAGCACCAUUCGCAGCAGCACACGCUGUCAUCGCAAGGGGACCGGCAAGACUCGAUGAUGAUGCUCGGCGACUAUCGACGGGACAGUGGCUCCUCGACCCAGCACAGCGGCAACUCGUACUACGCGUACGGCAUUCCUCCACUGCGCUACGACUGCAUCGAGUGUCGGGCGAAGAUCCGAGAGGAGGCGGACUGUCUGCUUAACUUCACCACACCGGAGGUGCCGGAAGCGUUCCAGGACGGCUACAGCGAGAAGCAGCAUCAACUUCAACAGCAGCAGCAGCAACAGCAACAGCAUCAACAGCAACAGCAACACCAUCAGCAGCAGCUGUCGAAAAGCCAGCACGCCAAGUACUACGACGAGCGUGGCAGGAAGUACUACAAGAACCCGCCCAUGUCACCGCUAUCGCCCGUGUCCCCACUGUCGCCCCCGGAGCAGGCCCAGCUCGAUCUCAGCCCACCGCUCGGUACGUUCAAGCGGCAGAAGUGUUUGCGCUUCAAGAACCGCAGCGGACGCCAGUCGGCCGUCAGCAAUCCGUCACCGUCGUCCGGUGGCCGGUGCGGACCGGGCGGUGGUGGACCGGGUUCGAGUGCCAGUGCCGGUGCGGUCGCUGGUGGACCCAUGGUGGACGACGAUCGUCGUCCGAUCUUGCGCUCCAAGAGCGAUAUCAGCGAUCGUUACUGGAACCGUUCGCAGCCCGAGCGAACUACGCUGCUGCCGGUCGCGGCGGCCGACGUGCGUGACCACCAUCGCGAGCGACGUGCCGAUCGUGAGCGCGAGCGUGAUCGUGAACGGGACCGCGAGCGGGACCGGGAGCAGCAGCUCGAGAAGCAGCAGCGCUCGCGCUCGGACAGCCUCACCCAGCUGGAGCGGUUCUUCGACCGGCUCGGGCUGGACGAGGAAACGUACGAUCGGUACAUCGCGCCGAAGGGGGGUUCGCUGCAGCGCCGAUCGUCCGGCUCGUACCAUCACCACACCACCGCACACCACCACAAUUCGGCGUCCUCGGACAUCCAUCGCCUUUCGGACGAUUGCUCUACUGGUGAUUCCGACGAGUCCAGUGCCGUCUUCUUCUCGGACGUGUCGACCAUCGAUUCGACCAAACUGCCGGACAGUACGGAAACGGCGAACGGGCCGGGAGCGGGUGGAGCUGCGCCCGCCUCGCAGCUGUUGGUCGGUGCCGUUGGAGCCGUCGGACAGCCGGGCGUCGGUGGACAGGCGGAUGGCGGUGUGCCACUGCUAGGUGGGGCGGGUCCGGCCCCACUCUACCGCACCAGCGAACCGCCGUCGAUCAUCGAGCGUAACGCGCGCAUCAUCAAGUGGCUGUGCAACUGCAAGAAGAUGCAGCUGGCCUAGGGCCGUCGACACCGGAGGCGGACCCCGCCCCGGUGGUCCCCGCCGACCGAGCGCGCCGGUUACGGCCGGCGCCGGCAUUGAUGCGGCUGUGAGAGACGCUGAGAGGGAAGCAGGAGGAGGAGGGUUCUCGCGAGAUCCGACCAAGCCAAAGAAAGACGAAGCAUUGGAAAGAGGGGUGUGAGAUGAGUGAGGUGGAGGACAUUUACUUAACACGUACAGCAAGGUGGCCAUCAGUUCACGUGAGUUUGUGUACUUAGCUGAGGCAAAAGCUUGAUCCUUGUCCUCUUCUCGUUCGAAAAUAAGACGAAAAAAAAACAUGGAAGGACUUCAGAUCUGUAUGCUAGAGAUGGACCGACGAGAUGGUGGAAGACUGCCAAUACGAGGACUCGCUACUAGAAUAAUUGAUGUAGAUGAUGUGUAAAUGAGGCUAGCGUGUGACGGCUGCUAACUACUACGACGACGUAAAAAGUCUUUUUUUAGCGGUUAAUGUAGAAUGCGUUUGAUAAGUAGAGAACGAGUAGGUCACAGUAGACUUGAUCGAUCGAUCACAUAUACUAACCGGACGGCCUGAUUGAAUACGAAGCGAAGCGACCGUGUUUGUGAACAAUGCAGGGUUUGCAGGGAUGUAAAGCAAGGAAUGAAACGAACAAUAAUUAAGGACUAUACCGAAGGAAAAGGGAAACACUCCGAUUGCAGACGUGAAGCAAAAGGGCUGGGAAAAAGUUAAGUACGACAACUACUUACAAUCUCACCAGCUGCCAUGACACUCUAUCGAUGUGUUGCGUGUGUGUAUGUGUGUUGCGUGUUUGUAUCGGUGUUCGUUAGUGUGAAAACAUUGCGGAGGUUUAGACAUUUCGGAUUCAAUCGCAUAAAAUUCAUGGUUCGUGGAGCAAAAACUGGUGGGAUCAAUCAACAACCCGUUUAUGGUAGCUAUGCGUAGUAUCUUAGUACACACGAGACUCACGCACACACACACGAAGGGGAUGGGGAAACAAGCCUACAGCUUUGUAGGGAUCUUCGGUCGUCAAUUUGUGUCACCACUUACUUAAAUUACGCGACUUUUUCAAUUUUACAAAUACACACGAAACAGCACAUCUAGCAGAGAGAGGAGAUAACAAAUCACUUUAAACAACAAAAAAUCGAUCUCUCUUUCUAUCUCUAGCAAAUAUAGUUACACUUAAAGGGAGAGGAUGUUUUAUAACGAAUCGAGAUCUUUUCUCCCUUACUUCCCCUCCACAUUCCCUGACAGUGAUGAUCGCCACCCUGUUCAGAUGUAGCUAAACAAGGAAAGGGAAUAUUCUUUUCCUGCCUUCUCUAGCCGUCUCAUGGCGCCUCAUGUACGUUCAACAUCAUGCUAUCCGCCUUAGAACGGUACUUUUCCUCUAAUCUAUUCCAGUAGGAACGCAGUAGGCCGGUUUGUAAUGUAGAGCAUGGUUAGAGGAGAUCCACAUCCAUCAGUAAAAGCUCGCGAAGCUUUCAAAGUUUCGCUUCGAACAGUAGCGGAAAAAGGGAAACGAACCCGAGCAAAUGCAAAACGAAUAAAGUAAAUUAAUGUAGUAACGUACCACACCUUUGAAUCAGGCGUUAGUUUUGCAGGCAGAUUACACUUCGGGCAGUGCGUUAUUCCGAAUUCUCCCCCCCCCCCGAGUGACUCUAGGUGCAAGGAUUCAUACGAAUUGAUUAUAAAGCAAGCGCGAUCGUAUAUAAUAUUUUCUAGUCUAAUAUUAGAUUCUUAAGUCAUGAGGCGAGCUACACCUGUAGUGCUAGAUGAUCGUAUGCUGAAAGGAACAAAUCCCAAUUGAAGCAAACACUGUGGAAGGAAAUUGAACUACUUUAACAAAUCCGAAACCGAUUGUAAUGCAACGUGGUGCGGAAUAAGCGAGAACUAAUCAAAAAAUUGC